AUGCGUGGAAUCUACACCAGCCUUGCCCUGUUAGGGCUUGCAGUUGCCGCCCAGGCUGGCCUUGUUGAGCAUGACAGCUCUUUCACGCCUGAUCAUAUCCUGCGAGUGACCGCAGGGAUUUGGAGUGAGGCAUGCGAUGAGCGCCAUUCAGUCUUGGUCAAUGGGUCCGCUCCCGGCCCGGACUUGCGCCUGCGCGAGGGCGAGGUCAAUUGGAUCCGGGUGUAUAAUGACAUGACCGAUGCGAAUACCACAAUGCACUGGCACGGUCUGACUGCGUAUACUGCGCCCUUCUCUGACGGAGCCCCGGCUGCAAGCCAAUGGCCCAUUCCGCCUGGGCAUUUCUUCGACUACGAGGUGUUGCCGGAGAUUGGAUCUGCAGGGACUUAUUUCUACCAUUCCCAUGUCGGCUUUCAAGCGGUCACGGCCAGGGGAGGGUUGAUUGUGGAUUCAGCGGACCCGCCGCCAUUUGAAUACGACGAGGAACGCAUCCUGCUGAUAUCGGACUAUUUCGACCAGACAGACGAGGAAAUCGAAGCCGGCCUUGUCUCUACGAAUUUUACCUGGAGUGGGGAGACAAAGGCAAUCGAGGUCAAUGGACACAGUCGGCAGGCGACGAAUUCCACCGGUUCAUGCAGGCUGGCUGCCAUCUCCGUAGAGCCGGGAAAGACAUACCGGCUGCGAUUUGUCGGAGGCGCCGCACUGUCGUUUGUAUCGCUUGCCAUUGAGAGCCACGAUGUGCGCAUCAUCGAAGCAGAUGGUCACUAUACGAAGCCUCUUGAGACGAGCUUCCUCCAGAUUGCCAGCGGCCAGCGAUACAGCGUGCUCCUGACGGCGAAGAGCGAGGAGGAGCUGAAGAAAGCCAACAAGCGCCAAUUCUACAUCCAGAUCACGUCGUUGGAGAGACCUGAGGUCUUGACUAACUUCGCGGUGCUGUCUUAUACCGACUCACCAGACCUGAUCACCGUCCCUUCGCCUCCUCCACUCCCCGUGGCCAAAGCCGUCGAGGGCUGGCUCGACUACCAACUGCAGCCUCUGCAUCCAAGCAACGAUUUCCCAGCUCUGCACGAAGUGACCAGGAGAAUUGUGGUCGACGUCCACCAGAACAUCAGCGACCGCACGAUCUGGCUGCAGAACGGGUACGACUGGGUUGAAUCCUAUCCCCAGACUCCGUACUUGGUUGACAUUUACAACAACAAGCUCAACCUCGAUGCAACGUAUCACCGCGCCCUCGCCAGAGGCAACGGGUUCGAUAACCUCACUCGCACCUUCCCAGCUAAAGUUGGCGAGGUGCUUGAGAUUGUAUGGCAGAACCGCGGCGCUGUUGAUAACGGCGGUGUUGACGCGCACCCAUUCCAUGCGCAUGGCAGACAUGUCUACGAUAUUGGCGGCGGCGAUGGACUCUAUAAUGCUACUGCGAAUGAAGAGCGACUCAAGGGCACGCAUCCCAUCCUGCGCGAUACCUCUGUGCUCUACCGGCACCGCAAGACCUCGGGUCAGUUGGUUCCCUCUGGAUGGCGGGCGUGGCGGAUUCGUGUGACGAACCCUGGAGUCUGGAUGUACCACUGCCAUAUCUUGCAGCAUAUGGUCAUGGGCAUGCAGACGGUGUUUACCUUUGGUAACAAUGAUGACAUUAUCGCGCAUUCGGGGCCGGUUGAUGCUGGAUACUUGACUUACGGUGGUUCGGCGUAUGGGAAUGCCACGAGGGCGCCUCUUGCGCAGCAUUUCAAUGAUUAG
Molecule: messenger RNA, 1734 nt
Organism: Aspergillus versicolor CBS 583.65
Lineage: Eukaryota; Fungi; Ascomycota; Eurotiomycetes; Eurotiales; Aspergillaceae
Exons: 2
Coding region: 1-1734 (577 amino acids)
Molecular function (GO): oxidoreductase activity; copper ion binding
Source: RefSeq, a predicted model, not a curated record